AUGCCAGUAAAAUUUACUCAUAGAGUUUCCCGAUAUAAAUUACAUUCACAUUCGAUAUCAUAUGGUACUGGUUCAGGUCAACAAAGUGUUACGGGACUUUCAAGAGCUGAUGACCCCGAUUCAUAUUGGAUUAUAAAAGCUGCUAAUGGAGCUUCAUGCAAAAGAGGAGAACCUAUUAAAUGUAAUUCAAUUAUUCGAUUACAACAUAUUAGUACAGGAAAAUUAUUACAUAGUCAUCAUCAUUUUUCACCAUUAUCAAAUCAACAAGAAGUUAGUGCGUUUGAUGGAUUAGAUUCGGGAGAUAAUUGGGAAUUAAUAUGUUUAAAUACAUCAACGAAAUAUUGGUUACGUGAACAAAAGAUUAAAUUAAUGCAUUCAGAAACAUAUAAAUAUUUAGUAGCUAGUAAAGACAAAGUUUAUAAUAAUCCAAUUAAUGGACAAAUUGAAGUUGCUGCUUCAUCAAAAUCUAAUGAAGAUUCAGAAUGGAUUGCUCAAGAAGGAAUUUAUUUUGCUGAACGAUGA
Diversispora eburnea is the source of this 522-nucleotide messenger RNA. The record is from the annotation of a GenBank genome assembly. Lineage: Eukaryota; Fungi; Glomeromycota; Glomeromycetes; Diversisporales; Diversisporaceae.